AUGACCAAAACUAAAUAUUCAACUAAGAAAAAAAUUGUCAGGUUGAUGCGAAUCAAACAAGAACAAGAUGAAUUGAUGACAAAAUAUACGAAUAGGUUUGAAACUUGUACAGAGCUUUUGAAAAAUAAUUUAAACUUUCUGGCCAAUUUUGAUGAAACCAAGAAUUUGACGAUAAAGAUUGAAGCAUAUAGCAAAGAUAAUGAGUAUGAUACUAAAAGAGUAGCUAAAACAUUGGUUAAAAAAUCAAAAGGGGUUAAUAAUUUUGAUAUUGAUAGUUUGACAACUGCGAUGAAAA
Racocetra persica is the source of this 295-nucleotide messenger RNA. Lineage: Eukaryota; Fungi; Glomeromycota; Glomeromycetes; Diversisporales; Gigasporaceae. The record is from the annotation of a GenBank genome assembly.